AUGGGUCGCAAUUUAUUGAUGAGUAGCCUUGAAAAUGCAUCCUUUAAUAUACUUCUGCAAAUAUUGUUUAGAUGUGUAACAUUCAUAAUUAAUGCAUGGGUUAUUAGAAAUGUUGGUCACGAUGUUAUUGGUAUUAUGAAUGUCAGGUUACUGUUGCUUGAAAGUACUAUACUAUUCCUAAGCCGAGAGCCCUUCCAUCGUGCUUGCUUGGGUCAAAAGGGUGAAUUCAAUUGGAACCAGGUCAUUAACCAAAUUUGGUUAUCAGUGCCUCUAAGUUGUGUGUUAUCUGCAAUAUUCAUUUAUAUUUGGUUAAACAUUCUACCACUUGGCCAUCCAGAACAUUCUUCUCAAUAUACCUUUGGCUGCUGGAGUGUAGCUUUUUCAUGUGUAUUGGAACUUUGUUCAGCCAAUAUGGUGCUUGUGGCUCAACUCUAUUGUUUUGUAAAGUUAAAAAUUAUUUUAGACACUUUGCACAUAUUUAUCAGAACAGUUGUAUUUAUCUCUAUAAUUGUUUAUGAUAGAUCUUCUGCUCUCAUUGCAUUUUCGGUAGCCCAAGUUGUUAGUAUUGGAGCAAUAGUUGUAUCUUAUUACAUAUUUUUCUAUUGGUACAUGAAAUAUAAGCCGUUGUAUGCAAAAGGCGCUCUGAAGAUACGGUUUCUGUCUACUAAAACUCUGGAUACUCUUUUCAGUGAUAUGGAAGAUUUUAACUUUAUAUCUUUGAGAGAUUUCUUUCCAAAAUAUUUGGGUUCUAUAAACACAUGUUUUAACAAAAAAUUAAAUACUCUAACAUUAAGUUUUGCUAAGCAAGGAGUAGUUAAACAACUUCUGACUGAGGGUGAGAAAUAUGUGAUGUCAGCAAGUCCUGUUAUGACAUUUAGUGAACAAGCCACCUAUGAUGUUGUUAAUAACUUAGGAAGUCUUGCUGCAAGAUUUGUAUUUCGACCUAUAGAAGAUAGCAGUUACUUUUAUUUCACACAAAUGGUGAGUCGAGAUCUACCCUUGUAUAAGCAAGAUCAGAACAAAAUUCAUGAAUCUUCUACAGUGUUGUAUCAAGUUUGUAAAACUGUUAGUUCUAUAGGCUUAAUUGUAUUAGUGUUUGGACUCAGUUAUUCUUCUACAUUACUAACUUUGUAUGGAGGAGAGGCGUUUGUAGCCAGUGGAUUACCAGUUAGAUUACUUCAGAGCCAUUGUUUUGCUAUUGUGUUAAUGGCUGUCAAUGGCAUAACAGAAUGUUACACAUUUGCUACAAUGACCAGUGCCCAAUUGAAUAGUUACAACUAUUUAAUGGUAUUCUUCUCAAUAAGUUUUCUGAUACUGUCAUAUGUAUUGACAUACAUUUUAGGCCCAGUUGGUUUUAUUAUAUCUAAUUGUAUCAAUAUGUUUGCAAGGAUUUUGCAUAGUGUACAUUUUAUUAAUGAUAAACAUAAGGAUACAAAUCAUAAACCUUUGCAUGGACUGUAUGUUGGGAAAUUAUUUUUAUUUACAUUGUUUUUGGCUGGUUGUAUCUGCAAAGCAUCCGAACACCAUUUUUCUAAAAAUAUGAUAACCCAUAUUGCAAUUGGAAUGGUAUGCCUUUUAUUUGUACUGUUGUCAUGGAGCGUAGAAAAUAAAGAUCUCUUAAAGAAAAUAUACGCAAAAUUCAAAAGGACAGAAGAAAACAAAGUUUCAACAGAUUAA
This is a messenger RNA of Danaus chrysippus (African queen), 1677 nucleotides long. Lineage: Eukaryota; Metazoa; Arthropoda; Insecta; Lepidoptera; Nymphalidae. The record is from the annotation of a GenBank genome assembly.